Molecule: messenger RNA, 4050 nt
Organism: Meleagris gallopavo (turkey)
Lineage: Eukaryota; Metazoa; Chordata; Aves; Galliformes; Phasianidae
Source: RefSeq, a predicted model, not a curated record
CUGGGCAUGGGGAGAUGGCAAGAAAGGAUGGAUGCUCUUUGCAGCUUUCCAGACUUACUGCAUUCCAGCCCCCCUGAAACCCAGCGUGCUAGGGAUUGUGUACGCAGCAGGCGCCGUAUUCAUCCAGAAUAGGAAGCAUUCCACGUCCUGAACAGCUAACUGUCUCAAAAGCAAGAACAGAUUGAGGCAAAAUGCACAACCAGAGAUGUGCCAAGCAGUAGGCUUGGCAGCAUCACUCCAUUAUCUUCUGUUGUUGGGCUGAGAUGUUGGCCUGGGUGCUGACGCACAUAUGUAAUUUUCCCCUUCCUUAACUCCAUGCUCAUCUCUGGGUGCUUCUUCUUAGAUUUGAUCCAUCCUUCUCCUAGAUGAGCUAAACCUAGAGAAUUAUUGCUGAGUAGUACUUUGCUCUGCAGAGUGCUGUGCGCUGUGACUGCGUGGUUCUUCCAGCUCUUUUUGAGAUGUAGGAUAAGAGCCUGACUUCAAGGAGGACUCCGUUGGUGUUGCAUUGUGAUGCCACGUGGUAGGCUACAGCUAUGCUGAAUUUCUGGCUCUCCCUACCUCCAAGAUGCAAAUAAAUACAUUGGUGGAAAAAUCCCAAACCCACAGUUCUGCAUUUUACAUCUUCUGUGACAAACUGGGCUAGUAUUUUGAUAUUGUUCCUGUUGAUUAGUAAAUUCUGAUCUAAUGCUUUUGGUCUAGUGUUUGAAAUCAGGACUUUGCUUGUUAAAAUCUGGUGUGUCUGAGGCAUGAACACAGCCGUGCAGGUGGCUCUUUAGACAAGUGAUUCAAUUUAAGGCUUCUGUAGCUUUCAAAGGUGCCGAGCACAUUGCCCAUAGGGAGCAAAGGGGCUCAGUGCUUCUGCAUAUCUGGACUCUGGGGUUCUUUGCAUCCAUAUACAGCAUAGGGUUGGUGCUGCCCAAGAGCUGUGUGAACUGAACUGGUUAGGGAAUAAUCUUUCCAAGACUGUGGGGUGCCCACUUUUGUGCUUGGCUUUUGUUUCUAACCCUCACGGAUAGUCUGUGUGAAACAGCAGGCCUUGGAUUCUCUCUCAAAAUGCCAUAGAGCUGCUCCUCACUUUACUGCAUUAUUCUUCCACUGCUGUCAGUCUUUGCUCCUCAGUUCAGGGGUGUUUUAAGACUGUUGAACCUCACACCUGCUGGUGAGGAGUGAACAUCUUUGUAUUCAUCCGACAGCCACGUGAAGGAAUCUCUGCACCCUCCAGGAAGGAUCAUGUAACAGUGAUUUCUCACCUGCCUUUGGAGACUGGGAGCUGUUAGGGGUGAUGGUGACAGAAAUGUUAUGUUAAGCUGGGAAAGAGUUGCUGACUUGCACAUCAGUCCAGAAGUGGACAGAGAUCUACCAGAGCAUCCUUAAUCUCAGAAACAAUUUGGUUAAAAGUAAUUGUUCUUUCAGGUUUUUGUUGACACUUGGCUGUUGUCAGGGUUGUGUCCCUGUGGGUUUUCGGAGGAAAACUGUUUGUGUAAUUGCUGCCCUUGACAAAAUGAAGUAGUUACCAAGAAAGGUGGUGGAGGUGACAUCCUCAGGGUACCUUCACACAAAUUCGCACAGCAACAGUGCGUUCAGUCGGUGAUGUUCUGUCAACACGAGCUUUCUUUAGCCACUGAGGCAAUGUGCCUACGUGUUUAUAACUCUGAUAAGGCUUUUGUUUUUAGCACAGUGGCUCAGAGUGUCUUUAUGGGCGAGAUGAGACCGCAGUGUGAUCCCAAAAGCUGAAGUCAUGAAUCGAGCCCUCUUGCUUGGUGUGUUAGAUAUGCUUAAAAAUCAAGGAGGUCUGCAAGGCAGCUGGUUCUGUGUACUUUCUGUGUAUAGUUCUAGAUUUUUAAUACUCCUAUGCUUCGCUCUGAUAACUUGAGGCCUGAAAUGUUAAUAUUUUUGUUUUUAAAUGGAAACAGAACUCCUGAUGAAAUCGUGUGAUUCAGGAAGCUGGAGACUGAUGAACAAACCUUUGUUGCUAUAGAAAUGAGUAAACUUGUAACAUGUUAUGUCUCCUUUUGGACAGAAAGUCAGAGCUUUCAAGUGAAUUCCAGGCUAGCCUUUAGGAGCCCGAAUGUCCACUUCUGACAGCGUCCCCUGAUUCAUAGAACGAGUGCAGCUUUUCCUCCUCAAGGAGAGGAGCUUGUGAGAGCUGGAGCAGAAGCUGAAGGUUGUGGUCUCUCCCUGGAUGCUUUGAGAUCUGAUGACCCCAUCUGCUCAGUUGCAGAACCAGAUGCUAUUAAAACUGCCAAGAGAGGGCCAGCAGGAGGGAAGGUUGGGGCUUUGUCUACAGGAGAAUUGGUGCUUCUCUGUGUAGUCAUUGUAGGUGCUUGGAAAGCACGCAGCUCUUCCUGUGCUAUACUGUGAGAUGGUCAGCCCUGUGCAGAGCCUUGAUCAUGCAAGGUCAUUGUCUCUAAACCAGAGUAGUUAAGAGAUUGACUAACUUUAUUUCUGGUUCCUUUCCAGGCUCAUGGUCUGCAGCACCAUGCAGGAUCCCAGCCCUCGCUCUGCGAGCCAGAGGUGAAUCCAUGGGAAGGCCAGCUAUUGUGGUAGCUGUCAGGAUGACCAAAGCACGGCUCCUCCGUCUCUCUGUGGUGCUGGUCUCCAUCUUCAUGAUCCUCCUGAUCAUCGUCUACUGGGACAACGUGGGAACAGCUCACUUCUACCUGCACACAUCCUUUUCCAGGCCUCAUUCCCCAGAGUCCAUCCCCGGUAUCACUGCAGGUGGGGAGUGGGAAGCCUUGCCAGAGGUGGAUGAGUUUUUAGCAAAGCUGCUUAGUGCAAGCCUGAAACAGAACAGCUCUACUUCCCGAAAGACAGAGCAGCUGCUCGUCCAGGGCUCCAACAAGCCUGUGGUGAGCAAUUUGGAGGAGAACAUACGGGGCUAUGACUGGUCGACGCACAAUGCCAGAAACAGCUUAGACCAAGAGAAGCUGCAGAUAGAGAGGCAGAGAACACUGCGGGAGUUUUGUGCCAAUUCCAGCUUUGCCUUCCCCACCAAAGAGCGCUCCUUUGAUGACAUCCCAAACUAUGAGCUCAACCACCUAAUUGUGGAUGACCGCCACGGCAUCAUCUACUGCUACGUCCCCAAGGUUGCCUGCACCAACUGGAAACGGGUGAUGAUUGUGCUGAGUGAGAGCCUGCUGGACCAAGGGGUCCCAUACCGGAACCCCCUGGACAUCCCACGGGAGCACGUCCACAAUACCAGCACCCACUUGACUUUCAACAAAUUCUGGCGUCGAUACGGGAAAUUCUCCCGGCAUCUCAUGAAGAUCAAACUGAAGAAGUACACAAAGUUCCUCUUCGUGAGAGACCCUUUUGUCCGCCUCAUCUCUGCCUUUCGCAGCAAAUUUGAGCUGGAGAACGAGGAGUUCUACCGGCGUUUUGCCAUCCCCAUGCUAAAGCUGUAUUCCAACCAUACCAACCUUCCCACCUCUGUUAGCGAGGCCUUCGGGGCGGGCCUCAAAGUCUCCUUUUCUGACUUCAUCCAGUACUUACUGGAUCCCAGGACAGAGAAGAUGGCCCCUUUCAACGAGCACUGGCGGCAGGUGUACCGGCUGUGCCACCCGUGCCAGAUAGACUAUGAUUUCAUCGGGAAGCUGGAGACGCUGGAUGAGGACGCUGCUUAUCUCUUGCAGCUUCUCAAAGUGGACAGGCUGCUCCGCUUCCCCCCCAGCUACCGGAACAGGACUGCCAGCAGCUGGGAGGAUGACUGGUUUGCUAAAAUCCCCCUGGCUUGGAGGCAGCAGCUCUACAAGCUGUAUGAGGCAGACUUUGUGCUCUUUGGCUACCCCAAGCCAGAAAACUUGCUUAAAGACUAAAAGCGAUUGGGCUGCGGGUGUGGGAGGGAACAUCUGAAAUACCAAAAACGUUUAAAGCCGCCUCAUUUUUUUCUUUUACCUCCCUUCUCCAUAAAGGUUGGUACAAUGGAAUAUAUUUUUUCUACCGCUUCCCCUUCCAUUUUUGCAGUAAUGCCAAGUUCAGGAUAUUUCCAUCCGGCUGUGCAUAAGGAAAAAAUGCCAGUAUUUUUAUCAUUGUUUUCUGGGUUUCCUUUUU